GGGACACAUCAAAUCUAAAAGGAAAACUACACACCCGCCACCCUCACUUCUCAUAUUAAAACCACCCCUUCACCUUACUACCCUCCACCACCACCACCACCACCACCACCUCAACCUCUCUGCAUUCUCCAGCCACCAUGCAGGCAAGCGCCGGUCUAGUCGCCGGCUCCCACAACCGCAAUGAGCUCGUCGUCAUCCACGGCCAUGAAGAGCCGAAGCCGUUAAAGGACAUGACUGGUCAAGUAUGUGAAAUAUGUGGUGAUGAGAUCGGUCUCACGGUUGAUGGAGAUUUGUUUGUAGCGUGUAACGAGUGCGGUUUUCCAGUAUGCAGGCCAUGUUAUGAGUAUGAAAGAAGAGAGGGCAGCCAGAACUGCCCUCAAUGCAAAACUAGAUAUAAAAGGCUCAAAGGUAGUCCAAGGGUUGAGGGUGAUGAUGAUGAAGAAGAUGUGGAUGACAUUGAGCAUGAGUUUAAUAUAGAUGAUGAACACAACAAAAAUAAUAACAUUGCUGAAGCAAUGCUUCAUGGGAAGAUGAGCUAUGGACGAGGACCUGAAGAUGAUGACAACAAUAAUACUCAAUACCCACCUGUUAUUGCUGGUAGAUCUGCACACGUGAGUGAUGAGUUUCCGAUAUCAACCCAACCUCAUGGAGAGCACUUAUCAUCACUUCAUAAACGGGUGCAUCCUUACGGGUCACCCGAGUAUGGAAGUGGAAGAUGGGAUGACAAGAAAGAUGGAGGGUGGAAAGAAAGAAUGGAAGAGUGGAAAAUGCAUCAGCAAGGCAAUCUUGGAGCUGAAAUUGAUGAUUCAGUAGAUCCUGAUAUGGCAAUGUUAGAUGAAGCAAGACAGCCACUUUCUAGAAAAGUACCAAUUGCAUCCAGCAAGAUCAAUCCUUAUCGGAUGGUGAUCGUGGCUCGGCUGUUUAUACUCGCAAUCUUUCUUCGGUAUAGACUUAUGAACCCUGUGCAGGAUGGAUUUGGGUUAUGGCUAACUUCGGUCAUCUGUGAGAUCUGGUUUGCUUUCUCUUGGAUAUUGGAUCAGUUCCCCAAAUGGUUUCCCAUUGAUCGCGAGACGUAUCUUGAUCGCCUUUCUCUCAGGUAUGAAAGGGAAGGCGAACCGAAUAUGUUAUGCCCGGUGGAUGUGUUUGUGAGUACGGUGGAUCCAUUGAAGGAGCCUCCUCUUGUCACAGCUAACACGGUUUUAUCCAUUUUAGCUAUGGACUAUCCUGUUGAUAAGAUAUCAUGUUACAUAUCAGAUGAUGGAGCUUCAAUGCUUUCCUUCGAAUCACUAUCAGAAACUGCAGAAUUUGCGCGAAAAUGGGUUCCAUUUUGUAAGAAAUUUGCCAUUGAACCUCGAGCACCGGAGAUGUACUUCUCGGACAAAAUCGAUUACCUCAAGGAUAAAGUUCAACCCACAUUCGUCAAGGAACGUCGAGCUAUGAAGAGAGAAUAUGAAGAAUUCAAGGUUCGGAUCAAUGCGCUUGUAGCGAAAGCCAUGAAAGCGCCUGCGGAAGGUUGGAUUAUGCAAGACGGGACACCAUGGCCCGGGAACAACACGAAAGAUCACCCUGGAAUGAUUCAAGUGUUUCUCGGUCAGAGUGGCGGGACAGAUGUCGAAGGAAACGAGCUUCCUCGACUUGUAUACGUUUCCCGUGAAAAGAGGCCUGGUUUUCAACACCACAAGAAAGCCGGAGCCAUGAAUGCUUUGGUUCGGGUCUCGGGAGUUCUAACAAAUGCUCCAUUUAUGUUGAACUUGGAUUGUGAUCAUUACCUAAACAACAGCAAGGCUGCAAGAGAAGCAAUGUGUUUCUUGAUGGACCCACAAAUAGGAAGAAAAGUAUGCUAUGUUCAGUUUCCUCAAAGGUUUGAUGGUAUAGACAGACAUGAUCGAUAUGCCAAUAGAAACACGGUUUUCUUUGAUAUUAACAUGAAAGGUCUAGAUGGAAUCCAAGGCCCGGUAUAUGUCGGUACAGGAUGUGUUUUCAGGAGACAAGCCUUAUAUGGUUAUGAUCCACCAAAGGGUCCCAAAAGGCCAAAGAUGGUAAGUUGUGAUUGUUGUCCUUGUUUUGGACGUAGAAAGAAGAAUCCAAAGUUUGAAAAACAUGGUGAUGUGGAAAACGUUCAAGGAUAUAAUGAUGAUGAUAAAGAACUUUUGAAGUCUCAAAUGAACUUUGAAAAGAAGUUUGGACAAUCGGCUAUCUUCGUUACUUCGACUUUAAUGGUUGACGGCGGGGUCCCACCAUCCUCGAGCCCAGCAUCACUACUCAAAGAAGCCAUUCAUGUAAUCAGUUGCGGGUACGAAGACAAGACCGAAUGGGGUUUGGAGUUGGGCUGGAUUUACGGGUCGAUCACAGAGGAUAUUCUAACGGGGUUCAAGAUGCAUUGUCGCGGUUGGAGGUCAAUAUACUGUAUGCCAAAAAGACCAGCAUUUAAAGGGUCAGCUCCUAUUAAUCUAUCGGAUCGACUUAACCAAGUUCUGCGGUGGGCUUUGGGUUCUGUUGAGAUCUUUUUCAGUCGACACAGCCCACUUUUGUAUGGUUACAAAGGCGGUAAUCUCAAGUGGCUCGAAAGGUUUGCUUAUGUAAACACAACGAUUUAUCCCUUCACUGCUCUCCCACUUCUUGCAUACUGCAUCCUCCCUGCCAUUUGCUUGCUCACUGGGAAGUUUAUUAUGCCAGAGAUAAGCACAUUGGCAAGUCUAUUCUUUAUUUCUCUUUUCCUGUCGAUUUUCGCAACGGGCAUUCUUGAGCUGAGAUGGAGUGGAGUCAGCAUCGAAGAAUGGUGGAGAAACGAGCAGUUUUGGGUUAUCGGUGGUGUAUCGGCUCAUUUGUUUGCUGUUAUACAAGGUCUGUUAAAAGUUUUGGCAGGAAUAGAUACAAACUUUACUGUUACAUCGAAAGCAACAGACGAUGAGGAAUUCGGGGAGUUAUACGCGUUCAAAUGGACAACACUGCUGAUCCCGCCAACGACUAUUCUGAUCAUUAACAUGGUCGGGGUUGUCGCAGGAAUAUCUGAUGCUAUAAACAAUGGUUACCAAUCUUGGGGGCCUCUGUUUGGGAAGCUGUUCUUUGCAUUUUGGGUGAUUCUUCAUCUGUACCCGUUUCUCAAAGGUCUUAUGGGAAAGCAGAACAGGACACCGACGAUUGUGGUGAUUUGGUCUAUUCUUCUGGCUUCGAUCUUCUCGUUGCUGUGGGUUCGGAUCGACCCGUUUGUGUUGAAAACCAAAGGACCAGAUGUCAAACAAUGUGGACUCAACUGCUGAAAUAUGAUGCAAGAGUGAAAAGUUUUGUUCAAAUGAUGAAUUGUAUUAUGUUUCCUGUUUCUGUUAUGUUUCUAAGUGUGUUUUUGUUUUUACAUCUUUGUAGCCACAAAAGUGUUGUAGAUAGUAAUUGAAUGGACAUGGAUUUGUUAGUAUAUGGAACUAAGGGUGUCAAUAAUGUU
Messenger RNA from Helianthus annuus (common sunflower), 3439 nucleotides. RefSeq names its product cellulose synthase A catalytic subunit 7 [UDP-forming]. Gene Ontology annotation, biological process: cellulose biosynthetic process; plant-type primary cell wall biogenesis. The transcript is spliced from 13 exons. The record is from RefSeq and is a predicted model, not a curated record. The coding region runs from base 138 to 3260 and encodes 1040 amino acids. Lineage: Eukaryota; Viridiplantae; Streptophyta; Magnoliopsida; Asterales; Asteraceae. Gene Ontology annotation, cellular component: trans-Golgi network; plasma membrane. Gene Ontology annotation, molecular function: cellulose synthase (UDP-forming) activity.